AUGAAUUAUCAAGAUGACUUACUAAAUGAUUUUGCCAGUGAUGAUGAGUCUGAAAAUGAAGUUGAUGACGUAGAAGUGGGAGAAGUAGUUAUUGAAGAAGCAGAAGAGUUUAUUAAAAAUGAACAAUCAUUGGAAGAUGAAAUUCAAUCAAUUGUUAAUAGUUCCAUUUCCAUACAAGACCAUUUACAACAAUUAGAUAUUGAUAAAGUAAGUGAUAUUUCCAAACAUUUGAAGAUUUUUAACAUCAUUCCUCAAUUAAAACAAAGAUUAAGUACGUUUGAUGAAGAAACUUCGGAUUUUCUUAAACUUAUUUCCAAUUCUGAUUAUGAUAAUGAUGAAUUCAUCUUCUUUCAAACAGCUAAUCAAUUAAUUAACAUUAUUGAUCAAGAAAUCGAAUGUUUAUUCAAAUUCAUACGAUUUAAAUAUUCUGUUGUAUUCCCUGAAUUGGAUUCCAUCAUUAAUAAUCCCAUUGAUUACAUAAAAAUCAUUCAAAUUAUAAAACAAGAUUUAAUCAAUAUCAAACAUUAUGAGGACCAAUUCCAUUUUUUGAAUAAAGAUAAGAUUUUGGUUCUUAUAAUGAGUGGAUUACAAAAUGUCAAAAAACAGUUUGUUCUUAAUGAUGAAGAUUUCAAUCAAAUCUUAGUAAAUUGUGGAAAAGUUAAUGAAUUGAUAGAGAUAUCGGAUAUUUUAAGUAAAUUCAUACAAAGAAAAUUAGCUGAUUUAACUCCUAAUUUGAAUAAAUUGAUUGGCCCUAUUACUACAAGUCAAUUAUUAAUAUCAUGUGGAUCAUUAAAUCAAUUAUGUCUCACCCCAUCAUGUAAUUUACCAUCUUUAGGUAUCAAACAAUUAUCAUCCAAAUCUAAGAAUUUGACCUCCAAAAACAUUCAAAUGGGUUACAUAUUUGAUAAUGACAUGAUCAAAUAUUUACCUGAUAAUAUUCUCAAGUCCAGUAUUAGAAUACUCAGUGGUAAGAUCAUCCUCGCUGCUAGAAUUGAUUUAUCCAAGAGUUGUAAUGAUGGCUCUAUCGGAGAGAAAUUUAAGAUUGAAGUUCAAGAGAAAAUUAAUAAAUUAUUAACCCCUCCGGAAUCUAAAGGAGAUAAGGCAUUAGCGAUCCCAUCGGAAUAUAAAUCUAAGAAAAGAGGAGGGAGAAAGAUAAGAAAGUUGAAACAAAAGUUCCAGCUCUCAGAACUCGCCAAAGCUCAGAAUAAAGUUGAAUUCGGUAAACGAGAAGACUCAGUUAUUAAUCAAUUCGGUGAAGAAGUUGGUUUUGGUAUCAUUAAGAAUUCAUCAUUAAAGAAAUUCAAUAUUAAUACCAAUACUAAUGCUAAAUUAUCAAAAGCUUUGAAAUCCAGAUUGGAAAAUAAUGAUAAUGAAAAGUCUAAACAUUUAGAUUCUUUUGAAAUCGAAACCAAACCCAAAUCUCAAAGUAUAGACGAUGAAUUUGGGGAUAUUAUCUUGAAGAAAUCUAAAUGGGUUAAUGACACAAUGAAGAAAUGA
Messenger RNA from Yamadazyma jaroonii, 1497 nucleotides. The record is from the annotation of a GenBank genome assembly. NCBI's taxonomy places the organism in Eukaryota, Fungi, Ascomycota, Pichiomycetes, Serinales, Debaryomycetaceae.